CUGUAUGCUGUUAUCUGUUGUGAGUCUCCUUCUGAUCAUGUCGAUCUUUUUAGUUGGUUGAUGUGCUCGUUACCACAAUUGAAUCCAUUGUUUGGUCCACAAAUACCCAGUCAUAUAGUUCGGGUUCUCCAAAGAGAAUGGCCGCCCGUUACAGGAAUGUGA
Echinostoma caproni is the source of this 162-nucleotide messenger RNA. The record is from the annotation of a GenBank genome assembly. Lineage: Eukaryota; Metazoa; Platyhelminthes; Trematoda; Plagiorchiida; Echinostomatidae.